Oncorhynchus nerka (sockeye salmon) is the source of this 5784-nucleotide messenger RNA. Its product is annotated as nitric oxide synthase, inducible-like. Gene Ontology annotation, molecular function: flavin adenine dinucleotide binding; calmodulin binding; FMN binding. The record is from RefSeq and is a predicted model, not a curated record. NCBI's taxonomy places the organism in Eukaryota, Metazoa, Chordata, Actinopteri, Salmoniformes, Salmonidae. Gene Ontology annotation, biological process: nitric oxide biosynthetic process. The transcript has 26 exons. The coding region runs from base 1610 to 4861 and encodes 1083 amino acids.
AAUACAAAUAAAAACGAAUUAAAUCACAAAACUAUCAUAAGAAUCCUAACAGUUCUUGGGUACCCUAUACAAAGUGUGGAUAUACAGUAGAAUGGUAACAUCUUUUAGGCCAACCAAUACAUACAGAUAACUUAAACCUGAAACAAUAAACCUGAAUAUUCCAGCAACAACCAUUUUAUUUACUGGUAUAGAUGUAUAAUUACAGCAAAACAGAGCACACAGUGGUAAAUAAAUAAAGGCACUUGGGUGCAACUUGUCUGACUUUUUAGGUACAAUAGGAGUAUAACUUUUGACAGACCGAUUGGGGUUGAGCUAGUUUCAAUAUAUAAAAUACCACCGCUACGUUGUUCUGUGGAGCAUGAUGACUGUACAGUAUAUUUCCAAUAAGAAGGAAGCUUUUUUCCCGCUCUCUUGUCUUCCUUCAGGUAUAUCUCAUCUGGAGAUGCUUCAGUCUUGACACACACACCAACACGAUGCAGGUGAUCAGGUUGUAUCAGAAUAACUCUUAGAGUUCAGGAAUGGGGAUAUGAGAUGUUGUCCAACUUCCUUGAUUCCUUUCCAAAAAUGUACUCACGUCACAUAGUUAAAUAUUGAGUAAGGCAAUUAGUAACCAAUGUGAGAGAAGCACUUGACACCCAAGUGCUUCCUUGUACAAGCCUGGCUCCAAAUCAGAAGGAAAUACUAUUCUCAAAUACACCCUCCCUUUCCUGGUACCUUGUACAUGUAGGUGAUGCAACCCAGGAAGCUGUCUUGUUUUCCAUAACAUCAAAUGCAUAACUCUAUUUCGCCGAUGCUCCGGGAAACAACCAUACAUCUGGACAUCAUCCCUGGCCUGAUUACAGGGCAAACUUGUAAUGAAAGGAUACUUUCAAAAAGUGAUUGAAUUCAUGUGGAUUUACCCUUUUUAUGAUGUUAUAUUCUGUUACAUAGUGGCCUAUUUACAUUGCCUGUACCCCAGCACAUUGACUCGGUACUGGUACCCCCUGCAUAUAGACUCUUAUUAUUUUACUGUGCUCUUUUUUUAUUUUCCUUUAGUUUAUUUAGUAAAUACUUUCUUAACUCUAUUUCUUGAACUGCAUUGUUGGUUAAGGGCUUGUAUUCGGCGUAUGUGACAAAUAACAUUUUAUUUGGAUUUGAUGUCUACGCUUUGCAGUUGUCAUCCAAAACUAGAAAACGUGAAAUUAUGUGAGAAAUGUCUUACAAAAAUGCAAUUUAUUGCAAAAACACAGCAUUUCCGUUGAUCCAUCUGCUGUGUCUUGUCAUGUAAUGAAUGUACUGCAUAUUUAAUGAAUGCCUCAACAGAUCUGUGGGAAUUCAAUAUUGUAUUUCUAAAGGGAUUUUUCCCACCUGUUUGUUACAGUCUUUAAUUUCUAAUGGGGUUUGCCAAACAAUGUGUUGAAACCAAGCCAGAUUCAAUUAGACCUACCUCAAAAACAAACUGGCCACAAAAAUGUUAUUUGUAAUUCAUGAUAGUCUACCUGCCUGUAACACAACAGGGGCAGGUCCCUAUAAGCCUGCCCAAGUUUCGUUACAGGCAGGUAUAAAUGGAAAAAACUCAGGAGGAAAAUUUUCAGAGAGGAAUUGAUGCUCACCUCACCUUGAGUUCAAGAUGAAGCUGCUUCAGGAUGAUGAAACCAAACUGUCUCACCAGACUAAACCAAAUAAGUGGGAAACGAGAGCCAACAGGUGUCCGUUUUCUAUACCCGUGCGUAACGUGAAGGAUGGCUCAAGUCUCAAAGACAUGCUGCACCACCAGGCAGUCAAGAACCAACCAUGCACAUCAAAAGUUUGUGAAGGUUCUGUCAUGACUCCGAAGGCUCUAGUGCGCGGUCCCAAAGUUUCUACUCUUGAAAUCCUACCUCAGGCUAUCGACCUAAUCAACCAAUACUACAAGUCCUUCAAAAUCCCCAAAAUUGAACACCACCUCGCCAGAUUGGAGGAAAUUACUAUGGAGAUAGAUUCCACAGGAACCUAUCAAUUGACUGUUGAGGAAUUAGCGUUUGGUGCUCGGCAAGCAUGGAGGAACGCCCCAAGAUGCAUCGGCAGGAUUCAGUGGUCCAAUUUACAACUGUUUGAUGCCAGAAAGUGCAAGACUACUCAGGAAAUGUUCCAGUUUCUGUGCGAACACUUACAGUUUGCCACAAAUGGAGGAAACCUAAGGUCUGCGAUUACCGUCUUUCCUCCGAGAAAGGAAGACGGGCAUGAUUUCCGGGUGUGGAACAGCCAGUUGUUGAAGUAUGCAGGUUACCAGAUGCCUGAUGGCAGUAUCCAGGGAGACCCAUCCAGUGUAGAAUUCACUACGAUCUGUAUCCAGCUUGGAUGGAAACCUCAAUACGGCCUCUUCGAUGUGUUGCCACUAGUCCUGCAGGUCAACGGGGAGGACCCAGACCUUUAUGAAAUCCCUCCACACCUGAUCCUGGAGGUUUCCAUGGAACACCCCCAGCAUAAGUGGUUCCAAGACCUAGGACUGAAGUGGUAUGCUCUGCCUGCGGUGUCCAACAUGCUGAUGGAGAUUGGUGGACUUGAAUUCCCAGCCUGUCCCUUUAAUGGCUGGUACAUGGGCACUGAGAUUGGCGUGAGGGAUUUCUGUGACUAUCAGCGUUAUAACAUCUUGGAGGAAGUGGGUCGCAGGAUGGGCCUGGAGACACACAAGCUGUCCUCACUGUGGAAGGACCAGGCCUUGGUGACCAUCAAUGUUGCAGUCAUAUACAGUUUCCAGAAAAACAAGGUAACCAUCACAGACCACCACUCUGCAGCCGAGUCCUUCAUGAAGCACUUGGAGACAGAGUUCCGGCUGCGCGGCGGCUGCCCUGCAGACUGGGCCUGGCUGGUUCCUCCCAUGUCUGGCUCUCUCACCCCCAUCUUCCACCAGGAGAUGGUCAACUACAUCCUCUCUCCCUUCUUCUACUACCAGCCUGACCCCUGGAUGAGCCAUGUCUGGAGAAAUGGAGAGAUGUGCCUGAAGAAGCAACAGAUCAGCUUCAAAGCGGUGGCCAGGGCGGCGCUCUUUUCUUCCACCCUCAUGAGCAGAGUGCUGGCUAAAAGGGUGCGUUGCACUGUUCUGUACGCUACUGAAACAGGGAAAUCACAGACAUUCGCCCAGAGACUGAACUCCAUGCUAAACGGUGCCUUCAACUCCAGGUUGCUCUGUAUGGAGGACUAUAACUUCAGUGACAUGGAACAGGAGAGCCUUCUGGUUGUGGUAGCUAGCACCUUUGGGAAUGGAGACUCCCCUGGAAAUGGAGAGAGUUUUAAGAAACAGCUUUUCUCCUUGCAGUAUCUCAGGAACAAGUUAAGGUACUGUGUGUUUGGGCUGGGCUCGAGGAUGUACCCACAGUUCUGUGCAUUCGCCCAUGCCGUGGAUGCCAAGCUGGAGGAGCUGGGGGCAGAGCGGGUGACGCCCACUGGAGAGGGGGAUGAACUGAACGGACAGGAGGAGGCCUUCUCUGCCUGGGCUCUCACCGCUCUCAAGGAUGCUUAUAAGGAGUUCAACAUCCAGGGACAGCUGAGUCUGCAGCUCCCUGGGGCAGAGCAAUUCUGCGAGGCCUGGGACCCACUGAGACACCGCGUAGCAGUGGAGAGCUGCCCCCAGGACCGCAUCACAGCACUUUCAGCCAUUCACUCUAAAACGGUCUUCCCUAUGAAACUGAAGAGCAAACAUAAUCUACAGAGCCCCCAUUCAAGCCGGUCCACCAUUUUGGUGGAGUUGGAGAGGGAGAGAAGUGCAGAGGUCAUGAACUUUGCUCCAGGAGACCAUGUUGGUGUUUUCCCAGGGAAUCUCCCUCAACUGGUGGCUGGCAUCCUAAAGUUCCUUCCCCAUACGCCCCCAACAAACCAGUGCCUACGACUGGAAUACCGUUCUGACACCUGCCGAGAUGAUGAGAAAAACUGGCAGACUGUUGGACGCAUCCCAGCAUGCCCUUUGUCUCAGGCACUCACCUACUUCCUGGAUGUGACCACGCCCCCCUCUCAGAACCUCCUCCACAAGCUCUCUCAGUUGGCGACACAGGAAGAGCACCGACAGCGUCUACUGACCUUGGCAAAGGACUCUCAGGAGUACACGACCUGGAAGAUGUUCCGUGUUCCCAACUUCCUGGAAGUCCUGGAGGAGUUCCCGUCUUUAGAACCCUCUGCAGCCUUCCUCCUCAGCCAGCUGCCUCUGCUCAAGCCCCGCCUCUACUCCAUCAGCUCCUCCCCUCAGCUCCACCCCAACGAGCUACAUCUCACUCUGACAGUGCUCAACUAUCACACACAAGAUGGACAGGGUCCUCUUCACCACGGGGUCUGCAGCACCUGGCUGGAUACCAUUAAGAAAGGAGACCUGGUACCAUGUUUUAUCUACAGUUCAGGUGGGUUCCACCUCCCAGCAGAGCCCAGCACUCCAGUCAUUCUGGUGGGGGCUGGCAGUGGCAUCGCGCCCUUCCGAAGCUUCUGGCAACAACGGCUACACGACAUGAAACACCCAGAGUUCUCUGGAAGUCCUAUGAGCCUGGUGUUUGGCUGCCAGAGUUCGGAGACCGACCAUUUAUACAAAGAGGAGACACUGGAGAUGAGAAGGCGAGGGGUCCUGAAGAGCGUUACCAACGCAUAUUCCCGCCAGCCAGGUCUCCCAAAGGUCUAUGUCCAGGAUGUCCUGAGGGAGAGGAUGGCAGAGGAGGUGCUGAGUGUGUUGCACCAGAAGGAGGGUCACUUCUAUGUGUGUGGGGGUGUGAACAUGGCCCAGGGAGUUACUCUAGCAGUACAGGAGAUUCUGAGCAGCCAGCUUGGCAUCACCCUCACACAGGCAGGAGAAUACCUGACCCAACUAAAGAUCCAGAAGAGGUACCAUGAGGACAUUUUCGGAGCCCAGUUUCAGAAGUGAGGUGGUCGGGCUCUGCUGGCUUGUGGGAAUAAACUCAAUGGACGGAGAAAGAUCUAGACAUAACAUGGAUUUUUCGCUAUUCUUGUGAUGCCCUGUUUUUGUUUUUGGUGAUAGAUUAGGAUUGUCACUUUGGAAAUCUUUUGUAGCUGUUGGUGGUCCCAAGCAUACCACUUAGCCAUCCUUUGGCCCUCUGCCUGAAAAAUGUCACUUUAAGUAUAUUUCAAAGAGAUGAUUAUAACAUUUAUAUUCACAUGAUGAUAUUAAAGAUUGAUUACAGAUGCAUAGGUUUUAAGUCUAUGUAGUGUUUGUACAAUAUAACGGAAUGUGGGAUUGUUGAAUCUGUAUUAUGAAAAUGUUUAAUAUGCUUGUAGUCAGAAUGUGUUUUACAUGUUGUGAACAUUCAUUUUAAAAAAUCACAUUACAUAAUCAUUGUAGUCAGAGGUGAUUUUAGCAUGUACCCCUUCACUUUUCCACAUUUUGUUACUGUUAUGGGAUUUUUAUGAAUAAUGACUAAAUUAUGUAUACAUUUAGCUUAGAAUUAUAACUAAACAGAAUACUACUCUGUUACUGUAUGAAUGUAUGAAUCUUAUUAUAAUACUGAAAAUAAGGUGUAGUUUUAGUCAAGAAUUAGAACAAGGAUUUUCUGUUCCUUGUUAGAAACUAAUGGAGCUAUCGUCAGACCGGCUGGAAUACUGUGUUCCUUACAGGACAUUCUGUCCCUACCCAGGGAGGGGAGAGACCUUGGGCUUGUAGUAGAUUGUUUAACAGGUGGCAGACAAUGUGAGAAGGCUUGUGAACUAUAUUGCCAUUGUAUCUGAGAGGAGGAGUGACAUUUUUGACAAUGUGAGUUAUAUAAACCAAUGUACAUAGUAUUAUGACCACAACGUUCCCGAGAAUAAACAUUUCACUAUUGUACUAUUGCA